CAAUCGUCUGUUUUAAUAUAUCAGUGAGAAUGAGUAAGAUAUGUUUACUCCCGGUUAAAAUUUCUAAGUUUGUUACAUAAAAAAUAUUUUGGUAACGUUUGUUUUGAGUGAUUGAUGACAGGUGAAAAAAAUCGUUGAAAGUGUGAAAAAUUGUACUAAUUCGAGAUUUCGAUAAUUUUUCGUUUCUAUGAAAUGUGCUGUGUGUAUACGGUGUACAGGAAGAUAAUCGAUUUGUCAACGCGAAGUUUAGAUUACAAUUUUCGGUGCACUAAUUGACCCAGCAGAGUACGGAUUAUGAGUAGAUAAAAGCGUUAUAUGCAUAUUAUUUCUCCAAACGAAAAACAAUGGAAAUUAAUGACAGUAUUGUUGAUUUGAGCGUAAGCACCGUAAGGUCUUCACCAUCUAUACCUACAAACAUUCCACCGAGUCUCAAUAUCACACCAGUUGUGAACAAUCAACCAUUACCCAGCAUUGGCCAUCCUCCGCAUAGUAGGAGGAUACUCCGUCCAAGGACAGAACCACGCAGCUACGUCGAGAGUCCCGAUAUCUUGAUUAAUGGGACUUUCGACAGACCCCGCACAAAUGGAAAUUCUACGGGAUACACCAGUGAUUCCAGCGAUGGAGAAAUGCCGCCGAUGACACCAAUAAAAGAAUUAACCCCAUUCGAAAUUAAACAAAGGGAUCGGUGCCUGAAACGUAUAAGGGAAGAACUAAGAUCGGAAGAAAUGAAAUUGGUUUUAUUGAAGAAAUUGAAGCAAUCUCAACAAUUGAAAGAAAAUGUGGCGGUCCUACCGCCGACCAUACCGUCUUCAGCACUACCGCCAAAGGGGCUCCCAAGUGGUUUAAGCAUUACACCAACGACUAUCAAAGUUCCUACGCAGAAGAGUUCACCACAGCCCUCUGUGCUUAUGAGACAUCCAGUGUCGCACAAACCAGGAUCAGGAAAUGUACCUCCCUUGCUCAGAGGUCAACCUCCACCUUCUCGCGUUACUGCCCAUCCGAUACCGAUGAAUUCGUCGCCUUUGAACAAUAGAGCGACGAAUCUUUCUGUUCCGCAACCGCCACGAAACUACAAUAGGGUUCCAGGUUUUCCGCCUGGCGUGAAGGAUCUAUCACCGUCUGUGACCAUCACACCAGCUCCCCCUCAGACUCCAAAGGAACGACCCAGAGAAGAUAAUCAAACACCUGCACAAAGGCAGGCGGCAGCUAAGUUGGCUUUAAGAAAGCAGUUAGAGAAAACAUUGCUACAAAUUCCACCACCGAAACCACCACCUCCAGAGAUGCAUUUCAUACCCAAUCCAAGCAACACGGAAUUUAUAUACCUGGUCGGUUUGGAGCACGUCGUUGAUUUUCUAACGAAAGAAACAAAGAUGCCCCUACCCCCAGCCCCCUAUAAUUGUAGUCAGUGUAAUUCAGAUUUCACUCCCGUCUGGAAAUGGGAAAAAGUCAAAGGAAAGGGGAAAAUCGUCAUAUGCGAACAAUGUGUUACGAAUAACGUGAAGAAGGGUUUGAAAGCCGAACAUACGAACCGUUUGAAAACUGCAUUUGUGAAGGCGUUGCAGCAAGAACAGGAGAUUGAGCAGAAGUUGGCUCAGAAUGGAUCUUUCACGUCCAGCAGUCCGUCGGCCUCGCCAGUGACACCGGAAGUCGUUUCAACCCCCAAACCUGCCACUCCUACCCCGGCUUCCAUCCCUAUACCGCGCCACGCAGCUACCCCGCCCACUCCCAGCGCGCAACCUACGCCACCGCCCCCUCCACCCCCACAAAGGAGUUCGCACAUGCCGCAUCAGGACAAAUUUUCACAGAAUGCAGCUGCAGUUCAGGCUCUACAACAGCAGAUACUCAGAUCUCUCUCAGCAGGAGGUCCCCCAGGAGCGCACAUGUUCUCACCACUGUUUUACCCCUAUCAGUUGGCAGCAAUGGCGCAAGUUGCGGCCAGUAGUAAUAAAAACAAUUCCAACAACUUGGCCGAGAUGCAGAGAGCAGCUGACAUCCAGAGGCAGUAUCUUCUUGACAUGAUACCGGGGCCUGGACAAAGACACAACUGGAAGACAUGAUGUUAUAGUGAUAUGACAUAGUUUUCCAGUUUAUAUUUGUAUUUAUUAUAAAUUAGCGCUUCAGCAUUGAGAUGGCUCAUGAUGACAAGUUACGAGGGAGUAUCAAGUAUUGUUGCUGUUUGAACUGUUAAUGAGAAGUUGAUAUUUAUACAUAAUAUUGUAACUCUAAGAAGGAAGUGAAACAAGUACUAUGAAUUUACAGAGUGAAAUAUUCUUUGUUGUGGUAAAUUUUUUAUUAUUCUAAAUAUUUCACGCACAUAAUGGACCCAGAGUAUUCAAAUCAUUAACUAAGCAUACGUCUUGGAAUUGUAAGAAUAAAGACGCAAUUCCUUGAAAAGUUGCCCUUUCGAAUCUGUUGUGUGAUUGAUUGUGUGAAAACCUUCAAGAUAUGUUUGAUUGCAUUAUUGAACGAAGCGUUUUGUAGGUUUUCAAUCGUACAUACAGUAGCAUUUCAUCACUUCAGAUAUUCACCCAGAAUCAGCAACGCAUAAUAAAUUUCUCAUAGUAAAUUGAAAUUUAAACUUGUGAAUAAAUUUUAGUAAUUUUUAUGUUCAAGUAAUAAAUACUUUACACUUUUAAUAAGUGUUAUUUUGUUCUUUUUUCCAAUGAGAAUGCCUAGUGGAAUUUCUGAAUGUGGAAUUACUUAAAAGUUCAUUGUUAUACUGUUAUCUAAGUAUCAAAUAGAUGUAGCAGGAAAUAUUUUUCAUACUUUUUGCUAAAAUAAACUAGAUAUUUUGUUUGGAUUUAUUAUUCAUCGUUGUUUGGUCAAAUUUAUUCAACAAGUAGAGUUUCUUCUUAAUAUUUCAUUAAUUUCUGUUUCCUGAUGGAGCUAAUAACAUUUUUAGCAGCUUUUCCAUCGAAUUUGAAUUAUUUCGACUUUUUCUGAGUGAAGAUUAACAAAUUUCAAAUCUUUGGAAUUUUAGUUUCGAUUUAAAAAUAUAUUCAAAAUUUUUUGUUCUUUUAGGGGUAACAGUUUUGAAUUUCAAAUAGAAAAAAAAUUUGUCUAGUAUUUCAUUUCAAGGAUACAAGAAGGAAUUACGAGGAGAUCUUCAUCCUUGUCAUUUCAUACUGCAUAUUUUUGCUCUUAAGAAUUUGGGUUUUAUAUGAACUGAACAGAGCUUUGUAAAUCUUCAGUUUUCAUAUUGUACAAAUUAAGUUUGUGGCAUUUAACUGGAUCAUUAAGUCACUGCUUUCUGCACAUAGUUUUCGUAAGUCUUUGAACUAUUUUCGAAUAGUAACUACCUGAAUAUUUCAUAUGAAUCAGGUAGGUCGAUUCUGUUGAAACCGAAGAUGAUGUACACCUGAAAAUCUCAUAAAAUGUAUAGCAUUCUACUUGUUUUUCCUUUAGGAAGGUGCCAUAAAGAUGCAUAUUUCCCUGUAUAAAUAAUAAUUGCGAAACUUUUUCAGGUUUAUGUUGUAAAGGCUUUUCAUCUCUUAGUGAAUUUCUGUAAAUAGUUUUAUAAGUAUUGUAUUAUAAAUGGACCUGCAAACUGAAGUGGAUAAUUUGCUCAUACUUUGAUGUCAAUAUUUAUACAAAAUUUAUUGAAUAAAUCUGUUUUGGAUUAUGA
Messenger RNA from Coccinella septempunctata (seven-spotted ladybird), 3625 nucleotides. It is a transcript of the gene simj, whose product is annotated as transcriptional repressor p66-beta. The transcript is spliced from 10 exons. NCBI's taxonomy places the organism in Eukaryota, Metazoa, Arthropoda, Insecta, Coleoptera, Coccinellidae. The record is from RefSeq and is a predicted model, not a curated record. Bases 345 to 2057 code for a protein of 570 amino acids. Gene Ontology annotation, cellular component: NuRD complex. Gene Ontology annotation, biological process: negative regulation of transcription by RNA polymerase II.